Cuculus canorus (common cuckoo) is the source of this 2312-nucleotide messenger RNA. It is a transcript of the gene KLHL30, whose product is annotated as kelch like family member 30. NCBI's taxonomy places the organism in Eukaryota, Metazoa, Chordata, Aves, Cuculiformes, Cuculidae. The coding region runs from base 317 to 2083 and encodes 588 amino acids. The record is from RefSeq and is a predicted model, not a curated record. Gene Ontology annotation, molecular function: protein binding. The transcript has 8 exons.
CCCCAGGCUGCUGGUGCCUUGCUGGCCACGAAGAGAGGUUUUCCAAGGUGCAGAGAGCCGCCGGGUGUCGGGGUUGGCGGCGGUGGGGAGCUCUGCCCCUACGGUGCCUUUAAGAGCAGGGAGCGGUGUCCCCUAAAAAUAGUGUGUCCCCUCCCUGCGCCGUCUGGAUCCCGUGUCCCACCACGGUGUCCCUGCUCAGCGCUUGGACGCUUGCUUUGUGGUGGCCGGCCGGAGGGCUGGGAAGGCCAGGGACGCCUUCACCACGCUGUGCUCAGGCUCUCUCUGCCGGCCGGGCCCUGCAGCCAUCUCCAGCAUCAUGGUGCAGAACGUGGACGACUUUGAUUUCUGCCUGCCUUCGCACGCCCAGGGUGUGCUGGAGGGGCUGCAGCGCCUACGUGCCAACCCCAAGCUGGUGGAUGUGACGCUGGUGGCGGGCGGGCAGGAAUUCCCCUGCCACCGCGCCGUCCUGGCCCUCUGCAGCCACUACUUCCACGCCAUGUUCUCCGGUGACUUCGCCGAGAGCAUCGUGGCGCAGGUGGAGCUGAAGGACGUGGAUCCCGUUGCACUGGCAAUGCUGCUCGACUUUGCCUACACAGGGAAGGUCACCAUCAACCAGGACAACGUGGAGAGGCUGAUGAGGACCUCCAGCCAGCUCCACUUCCCCACGGUUCAGAAGGUCUGCAGCCGCUACCUCCGGCAGCAGAUGGACGCCACCAACUGCCUAGGUAUUUGUGAAUUCGGUGAGAGCCACGGCUGCCCUGAGGUCUCCUCCAAGGCCUGGUCUUUCUUGCAGGAGAACUUUGAAGCCGUCUCUCGGCAGGAGGAGUUCCUCCAGCUCUCCAAGGAGAGAUUGGCCAUCUACCUCUCCAACGAUCAGCUGCAGGUGCAGGAGGAGCAGAGCCUGGCCAAGGCUGUGCUGCGCUGGGUACGCCACGACCCAGGGGCCCGAGCCCAGUUCCUGCCCGAGCUGCUGGAGCUCGCCCACCUGGUCUCAUUGCCCGACCAGUACCUGCAGAACCUGCUCGCCACCGAGCCCCUCGUCCGUGACUCAGAUGCCAGCAAGGCCCUCGUUGCUCGAUCACGCUCCAUGGGACAGAGUGAUGCUGGUGCCCAGAAGAAACUCCCAACUGCUCCCCAGAAGUUGGAGGAGGUGCUGGUGGUGGUGGGUGGCCGUGUGCUGGAGGAGAGUGAGGAUGAGGGGCAGGAGAUGCCACCUGCCACCAGGAACUUCGCCUUCUACAACCCCAAAAGCCGACGAUGGAUGGCUCUGCCCGACUUCCCUGAUUACAACAAAUGGGGCUUUUCCCUGGUGGCUCUCAACAACGAUGUGUACGUCACGGGUGGCUCCCGGGGGUCCCAGAAUGACACAUGGUCGACGACCCAGGCCUGGCGUUUCUGCCCCAAGGAUGGCGCCUGGAAGCCCAUUGCUUCCAUGCUGAGAGCCCGGACAAACCACACCAGCGCCAUCCUCAACGGUGAGAUCUACGUCAUUGGGGGGACAACAGUGGACGUGGUGGAGGUGGAGCGCUAUGACCCCUACAACAAGAGCUGGUGUGCCAUCAGCCCAGCCCUUAAGUACGUCAGCAACUUUGCGGCUGCCAGCUGCUUGGGCAAGCUCUACCUGGUGGGCUCCUGCGCCGUCAAGUACAACGCCCUCACCCUGCAGUGCUACAACCCUGUCCAAGAUCUGUGGAGUGUGAUCACAUCACCCUUCAUCCCCAAGUACCUCUCGGCCCCGCGCUGUGCCACCUUGCACGGGCUCAUCUACCUCAUCGGGGACAACACCAAGAAGGUCUACGUGUACAACCCAGAGGCCAACAUCUGGCAGAAGGUGCAGCUCCUGCACACGCUCCAUGAGAAUGGUGGGAUGGUGGCACUGGGCGAUUGGCUAUUUGUCACCGGCGGCCACUGGAAGGGCAUGGAUGGGGACUAUCGGGUGGAGAUGGAGAUGUAUGACUGCACCAAGGACCUCUGGACGCGGGAGGGCUCUCUGCCUUGCCGCUGGCUCUUCCACGGCUCCUCCUCCAUCUUCAUGGACACCUCCAAGUGGACUGAGGCUUUCCAAGGUGACCACGGGUGGUAGGAGAGCCUGCAGCAUCCCCUGUCACCCCGCACAGCCCUUCACCACCUCUCCCCUCUCCCUGCUGCUGGUCUGGCUCUGCAGGUGGGGAGAUGGAAGCCCCUCCGCCAGGCUGGCUGGGGCAGCAGAAGCGUGUUCUCCUCGUUUUCCCCCACACACAUCCUCCUCACCAGCACGGGAAAAAGGCUUUUCCUUAUAAACACGCUUUGGCUAAUGCUCCGUCUUUCUUGGU